CGGCGGCACUGAGGGAGUGCGCGGCGGAGUGGGGGAUGAGCGCGGCGGGGUGGGCGCAAGGCGCGGAGUGCGCGCCGGCGGAGACGAUCACGUGCGACGAGAACGGCAUGGUCACACAGCUGCACCUGAAUUCAAAGGAACUCACCGGCUCCAUCCCCCUCGCCCUCACCGCGCUCUCCCACCUGCAAUUGCUGGAUCUGCAGUCCAACAGUCUCUCCGGCCCUGUGGCCCCCGCCCUCUCCGCCCUCCGCCUGCACACCCUGAGGCUGAGCGACAACAACCUCACGGGUCCGGUCUUCACCAUCAUUGCAAGCAUGCAAUCGCUCAUCGACCUGGAGCUGUACAGCAACAGCUUCACGGGCCCCGUUCCAUGCACUGUCUCGCGCCUGCACCGACUGUCGCAUCUUCAGAUGAGUUUUAACGACUUUCACGGCCCGCUGCCACAACCCUUCACCCACCUCACCGCUCUCGCAACCCUGAGCAUGGCAAAGACGGGCCUCUCAGGCCCGCUGCUCGGUGACAUCACUGCACUCUCUGCCCUUCAAUCCCUGCAAUGCGUGUGUGUGUGCCACACGUCCCUUGUAUCGUAUGCACAUGCUUGCAUUGCAUGUGUCAUUGACACCAUCAGCGACGCAACGGGCAACAACAUCUCAGGAAGCAUCCCCAGCACCAUAACUGCCCUCUCCCGCCUCGUAUACCUGUCCCUGGGUCAGAACCCCCUACUCUCGGGUUCACUGCCGCGCGCCCUCUCUCGCCUCACCACGCUCAAAGAGCUUACGUUGGACGGCACAAACAUUUCAGGCGAGCUGCCUCGCUUCCUCACUGCCCUCACCCGGCUCGACUCCUUUAACGUGCUCGACACGAAGAUCAACGGAACCAUGCCCGCCACUUAUGGAUCCUUGAAGCUUAGCUCCUUUGGUUUUGCAGGGCUAACUUGCCCAAUGGACUACACCAGCUGUGAAAUCAAUCAGAACCGUUCAUCCAAGUUUUGCACCUUCUGCUCAUCGUUCUGCUCCACGUGUAUUCCUAUCAACG
Messenger RNA from Closterium sp. Yama58-4, 1035 nucleotides. NCBI's taxonomy places the organism in Eukaryota, Viridiplantae, Streptophyta, Zygnematophyceae, Desmidiales, Closteriaceae. The record is from the annotation of a GenBank genome assembly.